This is a messenger RNA of Leishmania mexicana MHOM/GT/2001/U1103, 1338 nucleotides long. RefSeq lists its product as hypothetical. The coding region runs from base 1 to 1338 and encodes 445 amino acids. Gene Ontology annotation, biological process: tRNA splicing, via endonucleolytic cleavage and ligation. The transcript has a single exon. The record is from RefSeq and is a predicted model, not a curated record. Lineage: Eukaryota; Euglenozoa; Kinetoplastea; Trypanosomatida; Trypanosomatidae. Gene Ontology annotation, cellular component: nucleus. Gene Ontology annotation, molecular function: polynucleotide 5'-hydroxyl-kinase activity.
AUGACCAACUUCAUCCAGCCGGGAGGAGGGAGUUCCACAAAGAGUAUUUCAGUGACAAUUCCAUCGGAUGGGGAGCUCAUCAUCGCUGUCCCUUCUAACGAGCCCAAGUGCUCUGCGUCAAUCAAGCUGGAGCCUUCUACUGGUGCCACUGACUCGCGCGUCGAUGUCGCCGGCAGUCCCCUUGUCACGGAUAUCUCCUACUAUCUUCUGCCUGGAGUCACACUGAAUGUUUUCGCAUGGACCACAAGCGUCGUCCGGAUAGAAGGCUCUGAGCAGUUACUGCGCAGUGUAAUUCGAUCGUCCACGAAGUCGAUUACACGCCCCUUAGUGGAGUAUCAUUUUCUCUUGCACACGCAGCGCGUCGCCGCUGAGAAGACACAAUGCGGUGGCCCGGUGACUCUGAUUUGCGGAGGGCAACUAACAGGCAAGAUUGCGGUUGCGCGUACACUAGCGAACUAUGCGGCGCGUGCCGGCUGGAAACCAAUCCUGGUUGACUUGGAUCCAGGAGUGCAGCAGACGGUUGGUUUGCCUGGGUCGAUCGGGGCUGCCAUAGUGGACUAUCCGUUGCCUCUGGAUGAAGUCAUGGCGCUCUCACUUGUGAGCACAACGUAUUUUGUAGGCACAACAGAGGUCGAGUCCUUCAGCAAACUCGGGGAGGCUUUCAUGGGGGCAGCGUACGUGCACUUCUCAAAGCUCCUGCUCACUUGUGUUCGCGAACGGUUGUCAACACACGCAAAUGACCUGCACGGUUUCAGCGGCGCAAUUAUUGCUGUGCCGGAGGUGCAUGGUAGCGCCGGAAUGAAUUUUGUCAGCGAGCUGAUACAGCAGUGCGACAUUUCCAACGUGCUUUGCCUUGGUGAUGAUGAUCUGUUUCACACCCUGUAUCUGCGACACGAUCGUGGGAACCCAGCUCAGCCAGACUACGUUAAGAUAGACCGUAUUUUGCACAACUUCAGCAUCGUGCCCCCAGCUAACGCUGACUCAGUGAUGCCGUCGAGAUACAGCGACUACUUUCUCGGCACUGGGGUAGUGGACCUGCACCCAUCACAGUGGUCAAAACCGUUUAACAGUAUCGACGUACUCAUUCUCAAAGAGGAACAGGGGCAAGUUGUGCUAUCUCCAGUCCCUAAGGAGGAGCUACAGGGCAUCGUUGGCUGCAUCGGUGCGCUUUACUCGUCCAAAUCAGGCAAUGCACUUCAGUCAUCGCCGAUGGCCUACACGAGAGUGCAGACCAUUGACCCGACCGGCAUUUACUUUCUGACGAGCACCCAUUUCACGUUUCCGUCAGAAAAGAUUACUUUGCUUGUUGGAACUGUCCGCUGGAUCACCAGCACGUAA